Messenger RNA from Porites evermanni, 990 nucleotides. The record is from the annotation of a GenBank genome assembly. Lineage: Eukaryota; Metazoa; Cnidaria; Anthozoa; Scleractinia; Poritidae.
AUGAAAGUCAACAGCGGACACCAUAGCGGACACCCUAAUCGCAACAUCCGUUACUAUGACAGCGAAGGGAAUGAUUAUGACAAAAAAGAAGGUGGCGAACCAAUUUUGGGCGAAUUGCCUUACCCUAAUAGGUCGAGUGCAGUGCUUAGGGUUAAAUCAGUCGAGUGCAGUGCUUAGGGUUUAAUCAGUCAAGUGCAGUACUUAGGGCUAAAUCAGUCGAGUGCAGUGCUUAGGGUUAAAUCAGUCGAGUGCAGUGGUUAGGGUUAAAUCAGUCGAGCGCAGUGCUUAGGGCUAAAUCAGUCGAGCGCAGUGCUUAGGGCUAAAUCAGUCAAGGGCAGUGCUUAGGGCUAAAUCAGUCGAGGGCAGUGUUUAGGGCUAAAUCAGUCGAGGGCUGUGGUAACUUAUCCUCGCUUGAAGUCACAGUUGAGUGGAUAUAGUAAUGAAACAGGUUUAAGUUCGAGAGACCAUAGUGACGUCACCCACCAUUUGCAUAUUCAGCAGAAAUUGUUUCUAUUUUUAGACGAUGACGUCAUUAUUUUGACUAGAACAGGUAUAAAAGACGGAUAUCAACCAUGAAAAAUCAUUUGAGAUCAUUGUGUUCUUGUGUAAAGAUCGAUCAUGUGCAAAGCAACGUAUCCACGAGCUUGUCCUACAUGCGGGAAGACAAUCAAGAACAGGGGAAAUUUCUUUCGUCAUAAGAAACGUUGUGGGACUUCAGAGCAUCGCGUUCAAUGUCUACACUGUCAUAAGACAUACUCAAGAAAAGACGAUUUGAAGAAACAUGUUCGUAAGGUCCAUUCCGAAGCAGGAAAGCGAAAAGCAGAAGAGUCGGCUGAACUAUUACGCCUUGAGUUAUUGCAUUCAGACAAAGUUCCAACACUAGUCAGUGAUGAAAGUCAGCAGGGUGGCGCUGUGAGUACUCGAAGUAUGAAAAAAGACCCCGAGAGUGUAAAGGAGGACCUAAAACCUAUGAAAGACGAAACACGGGCA